AUGAUGUGUAGUGGGAUCGGCAAGACGGUCACCCUUGCCAAACCUUUGGACUCGCUGCCACAGAUGCUGAGCCUGCGCUUGGUGCCGGAUAACCGUAGAUGCACCUCCGUGAUGGGCCCACUGGUGACGAGCCAGAGGUGGUCUGGGAGCUUAGCUUUGCUGGAGGACAUGUUCGAGGCAAGCAUUUUGCCGGAUGUGCAGUGCUGGAAUGUGGCUGCAGUGAGGGGGUCUCACUCAAACUGGCCACGUGCGCUGUCGUCCGUUCUGCGGAUGGAGCAGCUGGAGGUGGUGCCAGAUGUUGUGACUUUCAGCACGGCCAUGGGCGCGACUUUUGGGUCGGAAUGGGGCUGGGGCCUCAUGCUGCUCCGGCACAGCGAAGACCGCGGCGUACAAAGAGAUUGCAUAAGUUACAACGUGGCGAUGAGCCGUUGUGCCGAUGCUGGCGAAUCUUGCUGGACUUCUUCCUUGCACAUUCUCUCCGCCCAGGGCGACUCCGGGACUGGACCGGAUGCCACCAGCAUCCGAACUCUACUUUAUGCUUUGGAGCAAGCAAAAGCCUGGCAGCAAACCGCAGCUCUUCUCGACUGCCUGGACAGCUUUGGAAUCGUUCCAGGCACGCUGCACAGUACGUUUGGAAUCGCAGCACUUCGGCGAGCCGAAAAAUGGGAAGCAGUUGUGGACAACUUGUUGGCCAUGCCAGCCAGGAGGACAACGCCAAACGCUGCUUGCUACCACGAGGUAGCAGCCGGUUGCCACAAACAUUGGGAGUUCGGCAUCGCGCUUGUCAGCUUGUCUGCGGGCAUCCUGCGCCGCAGCUUGCCUCUCGUCACCUCUGCUCUUCAGCUCCAGGCUGAACAGGCAUGGCACCGGGCGCUGAACAUGCUAGGUCUGGUUCGUCAAGCGGGCAUGAUCCCGGAUGCUGUUGCGAUUACUUCAUUCGGCCGAGCCGGUCGUUGGCGAAGUACUCUCAGGAUUUUGUCUGCAGCGCAGCAUGCCGACAUUGAGACGGACCUGAUUGCUUACAAUGUAGUGGCAGCAGGCAUUGCCGCUGAAAGCGUCUGGCGAGAAGCGGCAGUUUCCAUGUGCCAGGCAAUCGCGAAGUCAGUGCGGCCAGAUGCUGCCAGCGUAAACAUCCAGCUUAGUUCCGGAAAGUGGAGUUGGGCCCUGGACUUGUUGCAACGACAAGUGGCGGCCCGAUUGAGAAGAACAACCAUGCAUUUCAACACGGCCGUCAGUGCUUGCGAGAAGCAGGGCGACUGGGCACGUUCGCUGCAAGUGUUUACUUGCAUGCAGCAAAGCGGAGGAGAGCCCAAUGCUGUAACCUUCGGAGGGAAGAUAUGUGCCGACGCAGAGCAGUCCUGGCCAGCAGCGCUGCAUGGUCUACAUGCGAUGAGUCAUGACCUUCUCAUUCUGCCCAGCGCCAUCCACUACGGUGCCCUGUUGGGUGCAGCUGUGCACAACGAAGUCUGGGAAGCAGCAUUGCAAUGCUUUUCAUGGAUGUACAAGGCGCAGCUGCCACCGUCAGACAAAUGCAUCGACCUGGUAAUCGUUGCAUGCGAGAAUGCUGGACAGAAGGGCCAUGCACUCAUGGCACUGUGGCAGUCGGAGGAAAGCAGCAUGCGUACAGCUUCCACGGCCACUUUCUGCCUGGCCUUGGCGCGACUCUCUGUGCGCGAGCCAGCAAUUCUGCAUGCCGCCUUUGGCAGCAUGCUGGCUGAGCUGGAUCAUCAUGAUGCAGAGGACUUGGCAGCACUGUGGUGGUCCUUUGCCAUGCUGGGAGCCUGGAGCCCGAAGGUCAUGCAGGCUGUCCGUACCAAGUUGAUGGCCAGUGAGCUGUCGCUGUCCCUGCCAAACUUGUCCGUGAUCGCCUGGGCCUGUGCAAGCUCCGUACCAGAUGCGGUCACCCUCCUGUGGGUGCAGACGGAAGCCAGGGAAUGCUGGUGGCGUGAACAAGAUCUCCCGUGGCACCGGGGAGACUCCACUCAACAGCUGCUGACGAUCACGUGGGCUUGCAGCUUUGCUAAGUCCCUGACUGCCGCCUUUCGGCACUUUGUAGAGCAGAAUGCGCUGACCGUCGGCCGCAGCCUGGAUGCGGAUGCGAAAGCCGCCGACCUCGCUUCUUGUGGCGACGCGCCGGCGGCCCCGCAGUUGGAG
Symbiodinium necroappetens is the source of this 2154-nucleotide messenger RNA. The record is from the annotation of a GenBank genome assembly. Lineage: Eukaryota; Dinophyceae; Suessiales; Symbiodiniaceae.